This is a messenger RNA of Entamoeba dispar SAW760, 2730 nucleotides long. RefSeq names its product 26S proteasome non-ATPase regulatory subunit, putative. The transcript has a single exon. NCBI's taxonomy places the organism in Eukaryota, Evosea, Mastigamoebida, Endamoebidae. The record is from RefSeq and is a predicted model, not a curated record. Gene Ontology annotation, molecular function: enzyme regulator activity. Gene Ontology annotation, biological process: proteasome-mediated ubiquitin-dependent protein catabolic process; regulation of protein catabolic process. Bases 1 to 2730 code for a protein of 909 amino acids. Gene Ontology annotation, cellular component: proteasome complex; proteasome regulatory particle, base subcomplex; nucleus.
AUGACUUCAUCUCAACAACAAAUUGAUCAAUUGAUUCAAAAGCUAUAUAGUAAUGACAACGAAAUUAAAGUACAAACAUUAAAAGAAAUAGAUGGUGUUAUUACAACACAUUGGGCAGAAAUAUCAGAAGAACUUCCUAAAUUAAUUGAAUUGAGUGAAACAAUAGAAGGAAUAGGAAAACAAUAUGCAUAUCUUGUUAUUAGUAAAUCAUACUUUUAUAUUGAAAGUUAUGAUGAAGCAGUUAAUUAUGCAUUAAAAGCAAAUGAAUUAUUCAAAUUUGAAGGAAAUGAUAAUUAUAGUGUAAAAAUGAUUACACAUUUAAUAGAUAUGUAUAUUAAAGAACGAAGACAAAAGAAAGAAAUUGACAAAUUAAUGGAAGAAAAAAUGAAUAAAUUCUUUAAAGAAGCUAUUGAGAAAGAAGAAGAGUAUUUAACAAUUGGAAUUGCAAUAGAUUGUAGAAGAGUUGAUGUUAUUAAAGAGAUAUUAAGAAAAACUAAAGAGAAAGAAGAAAUAAUAGAAUAUCUUAAGAAAAUAACUAAUAGUUCAAAUGUUGAUUAUUCAUUAAAAAAUGAAAUUAUGGAAAUUAUUUCAGAAAGUCUUAAUGAAAAUAGUCAAGUUGAUUUAGAAAGUAUAAGUGAAUGUUGGGUAAAAAAGAAUGAUGGAGAUGGAUUUAUGAAAAUGUUUAAUCAAUUAAGUGAAGAAAUGAAAAAACAAGUAUUACUUGAUUAUGAAGGAAUUCCACAAAAAUUUAGAGAAGAAUUAAUAAGUAAAUUACCAGAGAAAUAUCAUAAAUAUAUUGAUGGAAAAAUUCAAGAAAAAUUAUAUUUAGACUUUUUAUUCUCUAGAGAUAAAACUGAUAAUUUAUUAUUAAAUAAUAUUAAAUCAUCAAAUUGUAUUAAAAGUAGUGUAAUUCAAACAGCAGUAUUAUAUGCUAAUGCAUUUAUGCAUUAUGGAACAACUAAUAUUAUGUUUUUAAAAGAUAAUAAUGAUUGGAUUAUUAAUGCAAGUAAUUGGGGAAAAUUUGCUACUACAGCUUCACUUGGAGUUUUAUUUAAAGGAAGAGAAAAUGAAGCAAUUAAUUUAAUGUCACCAUAUACAGCUAAUGGAACAGGAGGAAAAAGUGUUUAUGCACAAUCAGGAAGAUUAUAUGCAUUAGGACUUAUAUUUGGAGGACAUGGAAAAGAAAUUUUAACAAUAAUAAAUGAAGAUUUAAAACAAUCAAAAAGUAGUAAAAAUGAAGUUCUUCAACAUGGAGCAUGUUUAGGAGUUGGAUUAGCUGGAAUUGCAACAGAAAAUUAUGAAUUAUAUCAAGAAAUUAAAGAAAUAUUAAUUAAUAAUGAUAGUGCAGUAGCAGGAAUGACAGCAGGAUUAGCACUUGGAUUAAUAAUGAUGGGAACAGGGAAUUUAGAAGUUGCACAAGAAAUGCUUACAUAUUGUCAUGAAACAGAACAUGACAAAAUUAUUAGAGGAACUAGUGUUGGAAUAGGAUUAGUAAUGUUUGGAAUGCAAGAUAAAGCUGAUGAAAUUAUAGAAUUAAUGAUUAAUGAUACUAAUAAUGUAUUAAGAUAUGGAGGAAUGUAUACAAUUGGAUUAGCAUAUUGUGGAACUUCUAAUGAAAAAGCUAUUAGUAAAUUAUUACAUUUUGCAGUCACAGAUAGAAGUGAUGAAGUUAAAAGAACAGCAGUAUUAGUACUUGGAUUUAUUUUAAAUAAAAGAUUAGAUGAAUUAUGUAAAAUAAUUUUAUUAAUAAUUGAUUCAUAUAAUCCACAUGUUAGAUAUGGAGCUGCACUUGCAUUAGGUAUUGCAGGAUGUGCAUCAAAUAAUAGUACAGUUAUUGGAUUACUUGAACCAUUAUUAAAAGAUCCAAAUGAUUUUGUAAAACAAGGAGCUGCUAUUGCACUUGGAAUGGUUUUAAUGGAAACAUCAAUUAAAGAAAAUAAUAAAAUUGAAACAUUUAUUAAAGAUUUACAAAAUAAAAUAUCAUUUAAAGGUGAAGGAAUGUUAACUCAAUUUGGAAGUAUUCUUGGAUUAGGAAUUGUUAAUGCUGGAGGUAGAAAUUGUACUAUUUCAAUGUAUAAUAAUUUAGGUACAUUUAAUUUAAAAGCAGUUGCAGGAUUAGUAUUAUUUAAUCAAUAUUGGUAUUGGUAUCCAUUUACUUUAUGUCUUUCAUUAUCAUUUAUUCCAACAACAAUUAUUGGAGUUACAGAAGAUUUACAGUAUAUUGAAUCAUAUCAAUAUAUUUCUAAUGCACCAUCAGAUCAAUUUGAUUAUUUACCAAUAACUAAACCACCAACAAAAACUGGACAUACAAAAAUGAAUCAAACUAAAUUAUCUUAUGGAAAUAAACAAACUGGACAAUCACUUAAUUUGUCUUCUAGUCUUUUAAUUAGUGAAAAAAUUACAAAUGAAAUUAUUCCUGAAGAAAAGAAAAUGGAAGAAGAACCAAUUCAAAUACAACCAUUUGUUACUUUACAAAAUGGAAGCAGAGUUACUCCUCGUCAACUUGAGUUUAUUACUGAGAUAAAAGGUAGUAGAUUUGUUGGAGUUAAAAAACCAGGAAGAGGUAUUUUAAUUUUAAAAGAUACCCAACCUCAAAUGGAAGAAGAAAACUCAGGAAUUAUUAAAGACCAAGGAAUUGAAAUGACAGAUGAACAUAAAGCACUUGCUGAUGCCUUAUUAUCCAAUAACAAUGAACCAAAACCACCAGAACCAUUUGAAUGGAACUUUUAA